This is a messenger RNA of Dendrobium catenatum, 816 nucleotides long. RefSeq lists its product as uncharacterized. The coding region runs from base 42 to 545 and encodes 167 amino acids. Lineage: Eukaryota; Viridiplantae; Streptophyta; Magnoliopsida; Asparagales; Orchidaceae. The transcript has 2 exons. The record is from RefSeq and is a predicted model, not a curated record.
AUAUCUGAAGCCAAGUGGCUGGCCAUUAUCUCUCUCAAAAAAUGGCGAUAGCCGCCCUCUCUCCUCCUCCGCUCUCAGCCUCUUUCUCACUCCUCUCUCCGGUGAGAAGCGUCUUCUUUCAUUGUUCAAGGCCCUCAAUUUAUUCUCUUUCAUUAUAUUCUUUUUCUGCUUCUCGACCUAUUCGCCAAUGGAAACCGAAGCUUCAAGAAAUUUUGAGCAGGCGGCCGCAGCCUCUCCGGAGAGUUUCCGGAAUCGAUUCCGGCGUUACUGAAGGCGUUCAAGAGAUAAUUCCUGUGGCUGAUGGUGGAUCGGGUUACAGCGUCGUCUCUGCCCUUCUAUUUACAGCUUUCAUCGGCCUCUCCCUUCUCACAAUCGGGUUGAUCUAUUUAGCCGUGCAAGACUUUCUGCAAAAAAGAGAGAGGGAAAAGUUUGAGAAGGUGGAGGCUGAGAAGAAGAAGAAGGAGGGGAAGAAGAAGAAGAAGGUCAGGGCAAGAGCUGGACCAAGAGGAUUUGGUCAGAAGGUUGAAGAAGAUGAUGAUGAUUAGAGAUUUCGACAACAAUUUUUUCGCAUUUCAGAAGAUAUUGUUCGAAACUUUGAACUGCCAAAAACGUGUACAGGGAACGUCAGGUUGAAGCUUUGUUAGAAAGAGAGUGGAAAAUAUCUCAGGAAAAUUGCAGAUUUUUGUUUGCAGUUCAGCUGCUCUGUAUCUCGUUCUCCUCUUUUGGGAGAAAUUAGCCUAUUUUUUCUUUGCACAAGCUCAUAGCGCACACUCCUGCUCCUUUUAAUUAAUAUAUAUUUAAGAAUAUUUACACAAA